UUCUCUUCUACACCACACAAGUAAUAUACUAAAAAAAUAGUAUAUUACUUACUUACAUUUGGUGUCUCUGGCACAGAAGGUGUUAACCCUGCUGAAGAUUGAUCUGGGUAAAGUUUCAUCCCGUUUUUCGACCUGUGUGCGUCCUAACAAGUGUCGGUGCGAAAGCAGGAUGUUUGUAACUACGCACCACAGUACAGGGGUCCAGUGAGAAGGGAGCUGGUGAAGCUUAGAGUUUUAAAUAAUAUAUGUAUGUAUAUAACCUAUUUAUGUCUCGGAUAAUAAACCGUGUCACUCUUCAGCUGCGAAGAGAUUUAACGGCGUGUCGAAGGAUUGAUCGACUUCCUUUGAGGACAAUCUGCUGUACUGCAAGAAAACACGCUGAAAACAGUGAUGCAUCCACAGUUUUGGGAAAGCAAUGGAAGGACACUACAGAAACAGUCAUCAUCGGUGGUGGAUGUGUGGGGGUCAGCCUGGCGUACCAUCUGGCCAAAGGUGGCAUGAAGGAUGUGGUGCUGCUGGAGAAAUCUGAGCUGACAGCUGGAUCCACCUGGCAUGCUGCGGGUUUGACAACAUAUUACCAUCCAGGCAUCAACCUGAAGAAAGUCCACUAUGACAGCAUUAAACUAUACGAGAGCCUGGAGGCUGAAACUGGACAGGCAGUAGGUUUUCAUCAGCCGGGCAGUGUUCGAAUUGCUUCAACGCCGGUUCGAGUGGAUGAGAUGAAGUACCAGAUGACCCGAACACACUGGCAUGUGACGCCACAGUUCCUCAUCGGACCAGAGAAAAUCCAAGAACUUUUCCCUUUGAUCAACAUGGACAAGGUUUUGGCAGGUCUGUACACCCCAGGAGAUGGCCACAUUGACCCUUACUCUCUGACUAUGGCUCUGGCUGCUGGGGCUCGUAUGUAUGGAGCCCAGAUCUACACCCGAGCCCCAGUCACCGCCCUUAGUCCAACCGCUGAUGGCAAGUGGGAUGUCCAGACUCCUCAUGGGACAGUCCGUGCAAAUCGCAUCGUUAAUGCAACAGGUUUCUGGGCCCGGGAGGUGGGCAAGAUGAUUGGAUUUGAACAUCCCACCAUUCCAGUGCAUCACCAGUAUGUAGUGACAGCAACAGUGCCAGAGGUGAAGGCUCUGAAGAAGGAACUGGCUGUCAUCAGAGACCUGGAGAGCUCGUACUACCUGCGCCAGGAAAGAGACGGCCUGCUCUUUGGCCCGUAUGAAAGGGAGGACAAGAUGGUGCUGCAGGACUCCUGGGUCAGAGAUGGGGUGCCUCCAGGUUUCGGAAAGGAGCUGUUUGAGUCGGACCUUGACAGGAUAAUGGAGCAUGUUGAGAUGGCCAUGGAGAUGGUCCCUGUGCUGAAGAAGGCUGACAUCCUCAACACUGUGUCUGGACCAAUCACAUACACCCCUGACCUGCUGCCCAUGGUGGGACCACACAGAGGAGUCCGUAACUACUGGACUGCCAUUGGCUUUGGGUAUGGAAUUAUCCAUGUCGGUGGUAUCGGCAAGUUCCUGAGUGACUGGAUUAGGAAUGGAGAGCCUCCCUAUGACCUGAUUGAAUGUGACCCCAACCGCUAUGGCAAAUGGACAGACGUGCCUUUCAUGUGUGCCAAAGCUCGAGAAUCCUAUGGCUUCAACAACGAGGUUGGUUACCCCAAAGAGGAGCGUUUUGCCGGCCGGCCAACCAGCCGAACAAGCGGUGUUUAUGAACUGCUGAAGGAUAAAGCAUCCAUGGGCUUUCACGCGGGCUGGGAACAACCUCACUGGUUUUACAAACCUGGAGAUAUCACUGGAUACAAGCCAAGUUUUCGACGCAUAAACUGGUUCAACCCAGUUGGCAGGGAGUGUAAGCUGGUGAUGGAGAAGGUGGGAGUGAUCGACCUGACACCUUUUGGCAAGUUCAUAGUGAAGGGGAAGGACUCACACAGGCUGCUGGACCGCCUGUUUGCCAACACUAUGCCCAAGGUAGAGCACAAUUACUCAAAGUGUCUAUUGUUUUGUUGCUGUAGAUGUGAAUAUUGUAAAGUGUAUCCACAGGAUUUUGACCAUUUUAACUCCCACCAUUACGCUAGUGUUGCACAAAUAGUCAUAUUCUCUGGACACAUCAAUCAGCUCCAGAACUCUCGCAUGGUGAUCCAGGAGAGAGACCGUGUGAUCAAAGAGCUGGAGGAGAAAGUGGCGUUCUUGGAAGCUGAGAACCGAGAAAUGCAUGACCAGAUGGACUACUUCCUGGGGGAACAAAGGUCAAAUCCCUACUCUUCAUCGGAGCAUACUCCCCAGAUCGUCUAUAGGGUCACAAUGUGUGUGUGUGUGUGUGUGUGUGUGUGUUUAGGUGAACUUGGCUGGGAGCUGUACAUUGACCAGAAGAACAUGGCAGCUGUGUACCGGGCUGUGAUGGAAGCAGGAAAAGAUGAGGGCAUCGAUAAUUUCGGCACCUAUGCCAUGUCCUCCCUCAGACUGGAAAAAGGCUUUAGAGGCUGGGGGGCUGAGAUGAACUGCGAUACCAACCCUCUGGAGGCUGGAUUGGAUUAUUUCAUCAAACUGAACAAGCCUGUUGACUUUAUUGGCAAAGCAGCCCUUCAGGAAAUCAAAGCCAAGGGCCUGAAGAGGAAACUGUCCUACAUCAAACUGGAUUCAAAUGAUAACGACCCAGAGGGCAACGAAACCAUCUGGCACAAUGGCAAGGUGGUCGGCAACACGACGUCCGGGGCCUACAGCUACAGCAGCCAGCAGAGCCUCGCGUUCGCCUAUCUGCCUCUGGAGCUGUGCUCUGUAGGUCAGAAGGUGGAGGUGGAACUGCUGGGGAGGAAACACCCUGCCGUGGUCAUCCAGGAACCUUUAGUCCUCACUGAGCCCACACGAACACGGCUGCAGAGGAAAACAAAGGGCUAAGCAUAAGCAUAGGCUGACUUCAACCAGUUUGUCACCAGCUAAUGAAGGAUGAUCUGGAACGGUUAUGAUGGCUGAAGCUGUUAUGAAGAGAAAUCGGGUGUUUAUGAGCUGAAGUGUCUGGAGUUCAGUGACCAGUUUAGGAAAAAAGAGCCGCACUCAACACUUCACAGCAUCUUCCUAUUUUGUCUGGAUGAGGCUAAAAACAUCUGAGAAUGCAAAGUUCAGUGUUGUGAAUGUAUUUUUUAAGAAAUAACACGUGUCCUUACACCACAAUGUUGGGAGAGUAAUUGACUUUUUUUAAAUUUCAUGAAUGAACAUUAAAGGUUUACAGGUCAUCAGGUUUUGUGAAGAAUGCUUCACCUUUUUUCCAAAUGGGUCAAAUGCAAUCUGAAUUCUGUCUAUUUGAAAUUCAGAUUAAGCUUUUUGUAGUCACUUUGGCACAGUGACAAAUGAACAAAUGAACAAGAAAAGUACUGAACAACAAUAACCAAAAGAAACAAUGUUUGCAAAAUUGUACAGAUUUAUUUCUGAAUCAGUUUUUACUAAUAUGUAAUUGGUGUACAUUACUAUGAUAAUUAAAGAAAUGAAGGAAUUCCCAUAAACUACUUGAUAUUGGGUGUUUGUGUGCGGUAGGAUAAAAGCCCUGGAGGCUUCCUCCAUCUUCUCUCCAUUUACUCCAGCCUACUUCCUUUUACUUUUCUUUAUUUGGGAUUACAAGAACAGGGACAACAAAUCCAUGUCUUCUUUAUUCUUUGGCCCUUGAUGUAAAGA
This is a messenger RNA of Monopterus albus (swamp eel), 3662 nucleotides long. RefSeq names its product dimethylglycine dehydrogenase (gene dmgdh). Gene Ontology annotation, molecular function: protein binding. Gene Ontology annotation, cellular component: mitochondrion. The transcript is spliced from 16 exons. The record is from RefSeq and is a predicted model, not a curated record. The coding region runs from base 246 to 2891 and encodes 881 amino acids. NCBI's taxonomy places the organism in Eukaryota, Metazoa, Chordata, Actinopteri, Synbranchiformes, Synbranchidae.